Toxorhynchites rutilus septentrionalis is the source of this 2823-nucleotide messenger RNA. Its product is annotated as tubulin polyglutamylase TTLL13-like. NCBI's taxonomy places the organism in Eukaryota, Metazoa, Arthropoda, Insecta, Diptera, Culicidae. The record is from RefSeq and is a predicted model, not a curated record. Gene Ontology annotation, molecular function: tubulin-glutamic acid ligase activity; tubulin binding. The transcript has 6 exons. The coding region runs from base 196 to 2622 and encodes 808 amino acids. Gene Ontology annotation, biological process: microtubule cytoskeleton organization; protein polyglutamylation. Gene Ontology annotation, cellular component: cilium.
UAUAUGUGUUCAGUGUUCAUAGCCUACUUUCGAGAACGAUGUUUCUUCAAUAUACCCAAGCGAUGCAAAUGUUGUGUGACGGAAAAAUGUCAAUGUCAAAUAUGAUGCUACACUAGAGCAGAAAUAUUUGAAGUGUUUUCGAUUACUCCAGUUUAACCGACGAAAGCAGGUGGGAAAAUUGUGUGCUGUGGAACAAUGCUACCUCGCAGAGAUAUUUCCGUAAAAUCAGCAAAGUUAGCGAAGCGAAAAUCAUCGAGUGAAGAUGAGUCCAGUGACGAGGGUACGACCAGUUCCGGCUCGACAGAUGGAUCUAGCUCGAGUUCCGAGUCCGAGUCGGAGAUGGACACCACGGAGACGUCAUUCUCGUCGAAGAGUCCCGUGGAGUGCGUCGGGAGCAGCAAACAGCAGGGAUUACUCAAGGUUAACCAAAGAUCGUAUGCAGUGUUUUGUGACGGGGGGAAAAAUUCCAAGAGCUUCUGCAGUGGUAACACUGAACUGGGCGAAGAAGCAAAACGGGAUCAUAAUCGCAAUAGAAAAACUCGCGCCAGAAACGAGCAAGUUGUACAUAAAAUCAAGAAAUCAAGAAGAAUACCACCGAUCAGUAUUUGCAUUUUAAACAGCCGCUACGACAUCAUACCGCGUAUCUGUAGAAGACUGGGAUACAAGCUAGUCGGGGAGAACGAACACUGGAAUGUGUGCUGGACGGAUUCGCUCGUAGGAGUGGACUUCUGUCGGGACAUGAGACGUUUCCAAAAAAUCAACCACUUCCCCGGGAUGUUUGAAAUCUGCCGGAAGGAUUUACUGGCGAGGAAUCUGAGCCGAAUGAUGAAGAUGUUCCCAACCGAGUACCAGAUCUUCCCCAAAACUUGGGUGUUUCCGGCUGACCUGGGCGAGGCCAUCGCCUACAGUAGGACACACCGAAGCAAAACGUAUAUUCUGAAGCCCGAUCAAGGCUCCCAAGGGAGAGGUAUAUUUCUUACGAAAAACCUAAAGGAAAUCAACCCAAGGGACAGAAUGAUUUGCCAGGUUUACAUCCACAGACCUCUGCUGAUCGAUGGUUACAAAUUCGAUCUACGUGUAUACACUUUGGUCACCUCAACGGAUCCGCUUAGGAUAUUCGUUUACAAGGAAGGUUUAGCACGGUUCGCAACGAAUAAGUACCGGGAACCUUGCAUAACUAAUACUUCCAACAAUUUCAUGCACCUCACAAAUUACUCAGUGAACAAGUAUAGCCGUUGUUUCUCGAAUGAUGAUGAAGCUGGCAGUAAGCGAAGAUUUGCCACGCUGAAUCGGAUUCUAACUUCGGAGGGGUACGAUAUUGCUGAGCUGUGGAGCAAUAUUGAUGAUGUAAUUGUCAAAACUAUCCUGAGCGCGUGGCAAGUGUUAAGGCAUACGUAUCAGGCUAGUUUCCCGACGCAUGAUAUCAUUCAAGCUUGCUUCGAAAUUUUGGGAUUCGACAUUCUGAUCGAUCACAGACUGAAACCGUAUAUUUUGGAGGUGAAUCAUUCUCCCUCAUUUCACACAGAUGAAGCCAUUGACAGGGAAAUUAAAGAGGCUCUCAUACACGACACUUUCGUGAUGUUAAACCUGAACGGAGAAGUCAAGAAACGUGUGCUCGACGAGGACAAGCGACGUAUCCAAAACAGAUUACUCCAAAGACUGAGAGAGUAUUCCAAGUGCAAGGAAAACAGUAAGGAGAGUAGUAGUGACAGCAAGAAUGGCGAUGAUGAUGAUCCAAACUCGGAGGAACGUCCAGGACCGUGGGCUGAGCAGAUCACAUGGGAGGAAACACAUCUGGGGGGUUUCCGACGGAUACUACCAGCCCCUGGGGAUCCGGAUCGGUACGCGCAUCUCUUUCUAGCCCAAACGCAAGCUUCGGUAUACAAUGAAACUGCCGCGAGUAAAAAGAGAGAAGAGUGUGCCAAACAACAACGAAUCGAACUAGAGGAACGAUACAAACACAAUCAAGCAAUGCUGAACAAAAACAAUCCCAAAGGGCAGCCGGGUUCAAAGCCACUAUGUUCCGGCGAGGAUGGGGCACCGACGACAGCGAAGAAGCAGAUGAAAAAACGAAAACCCAAGGUUAUCCCGAAGAAAGAUGAUUACAGUCCGGACUAUAUACCUGACUAUGAAGAACGGGAACGACUGGCACUCUUGGCGCAAAGAGAUUUUCUCAUCCGAACCUGUGGCUUGGUGCAAAACAUAUACCUCAAUUUCAACCGAAAUAAGCUACUCACUGUCUCCGAUCAACGCAAGUACAAGGAGGUUUUUUCCAAGCUGAUCGCGAAUGAUCUUUUACAGAAUGAACUAUCCAGCCAACAGGCAAAUCAAUCCAGCGCAACCACUUGUCUUCCAGUUCUGUCAAACCAUCACGGUUCACACUCGCAAACAAGCCAACGGAUGCAUCUGAAAAGUCUGGUCACAAUCAACGAAACGGCAUCGUGGAUGCAGUGCACUGAAGUUUUGCCACCAAGCAGACCACCUCUGCCAUAUCUGCUAGCAUCACAGCCGACUAAUUACCGUAGCACCAAGUCCACGAUGGCACGUCAGGUCACCAAUGUGGUCAAGCGACACAGCAUGGACGCCAGACAGAUGUACUCAGCAUCCGACAAAGUUAUCUAGUAUUGAGUAUGGUCGGAUAGAUCGAACAUAACUAUCCGCCCAGCUCAAUACUUCCAAUGUUGGAAUGCGUCAGUACACGUGGUCGGCAACGUCAAAUGUUUAGGACUUUGGAUGUACAUAGCUGCAAUUAAGUUUCGGAGUAAUUUAAACCAAAUCCUUUGUUUGAAAAGAAACGUAAUAAAAUUUAUGGUUAGCUUUUGA